AUGUCUCUGGCAGAAGAAUUGAUGGCGGAUUUCGACGACGACGAUGACAUGGAAGAUCUGGAAGAUGGCGAAAAUGUUUGAUGGAUCUAAGCAGUUGCGUCGUCUCCGGUGGUACUGAUUCUGUCGCUUUGCAGGAGAUCAAGGAGGAGGAAGACAUUGAGGAGGCCACUGAAGAGCAGCCGGACACGCACAGCUACAAUUCCGUCUACGACGUCGCCAAAUUAUCAAAAAGCGAACAGUGAGCGAACGUCUUCUCAACCUUUGUUAAUGCGAGGCUCAAUUCAGUUACCAGAAGUUGGUGAAGCAACUGAACAGUGAGCUGGAGCGACCGCCGGAUAGCGUCGAGGUGACGGCGCCUCUGGAGGCCGAUCCUCAGUAUCAACUCAUCGUCAAACUCUCCAAUGUUUGAUAACCUUUCCCGGAAUUGUUUUUCGCACAAAAGGAAUGUUCAGCUGGUAGCCGACAUUGACAAUGAGAUAAACGUGGUGCACAAGUUCGUCCGCGACAAGUAUGAGAAGCGGUUUCCGGAGCUGGAGACGUUGGUGCCAAACCCACUGGACUACUUGGCGACUGUGCAGCUGCUUGGCAACGAUAUCAACACGAAAGGCCAGAACAAGGUGGAAGCCAGUUUCAGGAAGAAAUCAAGAAGAGUUUGCAGGAGCUUCUAAGCCGAAUUCUGCUUCCGGCGACGUGCAUCGUCGUCUCGGUGACCGUGUCGACGACCCAAGGCACCAAACUCGAACCCGACGAACUUCAGGCCGUCAUGGAGGCCUGCGCCCUCGCCGAACAGAUCCAUGCCGUUCGUUUCUCCAUUCUUUUCCCUAUCGGUUUAAUGCAAUUUGUGAAAAAUAUUAAAUCCUUUUUUAGAUUUUUUUAUCUCUAUAGAAAUGACUUAGAUUUUUUUUUUUGAAAGCCAAAUUUCAGGACCGCAUCUCUAUGCACCAUCUGAUCGAACUUCGGAUGGCCCUCAUUGCUCCUAACCUUGUCCAUCUUUUGGGAGCAGCGACCACAGCACUUUUGGCGAGUUUUUGCUCUUAAAAUUUUUUUUAGAAAGAGUGCCAUUUCAUCUGAAAUUUUCCGCUUAGAUCGCACAAAAAUUUCCAUUUUCGGACCAAUGUUUCCCAAAAGUAUAUCAUGAGUUUUCAGUGUUCAAAAGUUCAUCAAUACACUCUCAGAUACAUGGGUAUCAGCUGAUUCAUGUGAAAUCGACACGAAUUAUUUGCUAAGAAUAUUUAAAAAUAUUAGCGGACCACAAAAAAAUAAUGAUGAAGAAUGAAAAAGCAAAAAAUCCUCUAACACCGCCAAUUUUUGAUGGCUUUUUCGAAAUCAAAGCUUUGAGCGCGAUGAAUUUCUUGUGAACAGAAAACAAAGUUCCAAUAAUACUUUUUAAAAAUAGACAAAAGGAAUAAUUCAAGCAAAAUUCAGACAGGUUAACUGAAAAUUUCCACUUUUUGAAUGUUGGAAUUUGGUUUGCUGACUUCCACCUUCUAAGUAGACCGCCCCCCACACACAAAAAAUAGCUCUACGAGGUGAUCAUUUAUAUCUGCCAUGUGCUUUCAAAAACGCAAGUAACUAAAUUUGAAAAUUAGGGUUGCUAUUUCUUUUUUUUCCUGAAGAGACAGUCGCUUUGAAGGUCUCUCAAGCGGGAGGACUCGCUCCAUUGGCGCGCAUGCCUGCCUGCAACAUCCAAGUGCUCGGACGCCAGAAGAAGAACCUCGCUGGCUUUUCCUCGGCCGUCAACCCGCACCACGGCUUCGUCUUCUUCCAUCCUCUUGUUCAAGGAAUGCCGCCUGAUCUCAAAGGGUUUCGAACUUUUCCACGAUCUUUUGGAGGCUUAUUUCUUUCAUUAAUUUUUAAAUAUUUCAAAUUUCACUGAUUCUAUCGAUUUUUGAUUAUGUUGUUCAAUGAAGGAGAACUUUUUUGAUUUCCAGGAAAACUGCGAAGAUUCUUGCGGCGAAAGCAACUUUAGCAGCACGCGUCGAUGCUCAGCACGAAUCUCCGAAUGGAAACAUUGGCAAAGACCUUCUCGACGAGGUCCGAAUAUUUUUAGAACUUUUUUGAUUUCGAUUUCAGGUACGUCGCAAAAUGGAGAAAAUGCUAGAGCCUCCGCCAGUGAAGGCGAACAAAGCGUUGCCGAAACCUCUGGACAAGGCUAGCAAAAAGCGCGGAGGCCGCAGAAUGCGAAAGAUGAAAGAACGUCUGGGAAUGACCGAAUUGCGCAAGAAACAGAACCGAAUGAACUUCGGAGAGCUUGCCGAAGACGUCAUGCAAGAGCACAUGGGAUUCGAUCUGGGCCAUGUGGGUGUCUUCUUCUAGAAUCUGAUCGAAAGUUCUAAAAGGAAAAAAGGCUUUUCAUCAGAAAUUAUCUUGCAACCUUUUCCACGUUUUGUUGUAUUUCAAAUUUAUCUUCUCAUCUGAUUUCUUUUUUUCGUACGCAUUAUCGGAUUGAGACCGUUUCGGAUUCCCCUGUCUACUGAUUCUCACGGAAAAUAUCUAGUCAACAUUAUUUCAAAAUUCUAAAAAAUUUCGUUGUCAACAACCUUUCAAUUUUUUUUUUCCUUACUGUUUCAUGAGAUCAAAAAAAGUAUAUGAAAUAAUUUUUUAUACCAUUUUUAUAUCAUCAGUUCCCGAAUAGAAAAAAAAACUUUCACGAGAAAGAUCAUGUUACUCGGACUUAUAAACUUACAAAAUUUUCCUAAAGCGCUCUUUAAUGUGUUAGAUGUCGAUCCUGGAGGAAACUUGCUUUUUUUAAAGAAUGCUUCAUUGUCUGGCUUAUUUUCCAAAAAUGUGUUUAAGGUGAAAACAGGAAAUGCGGCUGGCGGACGAAUUCGCACGGGAGUCGUCGACAGCAAAACGCGCUUGAGGAUGUCGCAGAAAUUGCAGCGACAGCUCGAAAAGCAAAGAGCUGCCGGCGGCGUCACGAGCCUCAAGAGCAAGGUUCGCCAAACCGAUUUUCGCACAAUUUUUUUUUCCUGUUUCAGGUGGCAGGAACGGCCUCGUCAGUCACUUUCACGCCAGUCCAAGGCUUGGAAAUCGUGAAUCCGGCCGCUCAAGAGAAGCCAACGUCUUCCUCUUCUUCGAACUACUUCUCGUCAGCCGGCAGCUUUGUUAACAUCAAUAAGAUGACUCUUUGA
This is a messenger RNA of Caenorhabditis auriculariae, 3134 nucleotides long. NCBI's taxonomy places the organism in Eukaryota, Metazoa, Nematoda, Chromadorea, Rhabditida, Rhabditidae. The record is from the annotation of a GenBank genome assembly.